GGAGAUGCGCGCGCAGCCUGGGGUGGUUGCCUCUCCUACUGCUGCUGCUACUACCAGGGCAGGGGGGAGCGCGAGGCUCUGAGCUUCCUUAUUCUCCUUCCCCACCCUCCCCUUACCACAGCUCAGGCUUUGGCUUGGUGACUAGGCCGCAUUCCCCCCCCGUUGGGGGGGAGGGGGCCAUUGUUGUUAUGGAGACCGGUUCUGGGGACCCCCCACCGCCCCCACCGAGGUAUAAUGCUCCUCACUCAGUGCUCCAUGCCCUCAGAGGUGAGCCCGGCUCCUGGGCUGUAGGAGUGCCUGCAGACAACAUGACAGCUUCGCCCCUGGCAACAGCCAAUGCAGUAACAAUGGAAGCCGUGGAAGCAGACCUGCCAACCAGCGCUACAACAACAGCACCUUGCAUUCCUACAGAAGCAAUAACCAAGAUCACCGUAGAGAUGUCUCUCAUGGCUGUGGCCAACGAUAACGGGAGCAUGGCCUUUCCUGCACAGGUGGCAUCGGAUGCCGUAGCUACGGACGUAAUUCCGAUGGGUGACAAACCUUCCACAGAGACGGUACCUGUGACCAAUUCGGUGGAUCCCGCACCAGCCGUGGCAAGUAAUGGAAUGUCGGUGACGUCGUCCUAUGAUGUUGGGAUGGUGUCGCCAGCUGUGGCUUUGCCUAAAGAGACCAUGGUAAAAUCUCUCCCGGUUCCACCAGAAUCGCCCACAGUGGUAGUGGUAGCGCCUAGCCCUGUGACGCCUCCCGAGAAGACUCCACCGACCACAUCCAGAGAUCUGGUGCCUCACGAUCUCCCACUCCACAACUGUCCCAGGACAUGGUGUUCCCAGUCCAGUCUCGGAACCCCGGCACCCAGGGCUCCUCCAGCUCCUGACACAUUGAGCUACUUGGAUUCUGUCAGCCUCAUGUCAGGCAUGGAGUCACUGCCCGCUGGAUUCCUCGAUGAUGCUAGCUCCAUGGGUUCAGAUUCUGAGAUCAAUGGAUUGGCAUACCGGAGGACCGAUAAAUAUGGCUUCCUAGGGGGCAGCCAAUAUGUUGGUUCAGUUGAAAGCGCUAUCCCAGUGGAUGUGGCCAGGCAGAGGGAACUGAAAUGGCUGGACAUGUUUUCCCACUGGGACAAAUGGCUGUCACGCAGAUUCCAAAAGGUGAAAUUGCGCUGCCGGAAGGGGAUCCCCUCUUCUCUCCGUGCCAAAGCGUGGCAACUUCUCUCAAACAGCAAGGAGCUUCUGGAUCAAAAUCCAGGGAAAUUUGAGGAAUUGGAACGCCAGCCUGGAGAUCCCAAAUGGCUAGAUGUGAUUGAAAAAGACCUACACAGGCAAUUCCCUUUCCACGAGAUGUUUGCAGCGCGGGGAGGCCACGGGCAGCAGGACCUCUACCGCAUUCUGAAGGCCUACACCAUCUACCGGCCAGAAGAAGGCUACUGCCAGGCACAGGCACCCGUGGCUGCGGUUUUGCUGAUGCAUAUGCCUGCAGAGCAAGCUUUCUGGUGCCUGGUGCAAAUCUGUGAGAAAUACCUCCCUGGCUAUUACAGCGCUGGACUGGAGGCGAUUCAGCUGGACGGGGAGAUCUUCUUUGCCCUGCUGCGGCGAGCGUCUCCCAUUGCCUACCGCCACCUGAAAAGGUACAAGGUCGACCCCAUCUUGUACAUGACGGAGUGGUUCAUGUGCAUCUUCUCCCGGACCUUGCCCUGGUGCUCUGUACUGCGCGUCUGGGACAUGUUCUUCUGUGAAGGGGUGAAGAUAAUCUUUCGUGUGGGCUUAGUGCUGCUCCGGAACACGCUGGGCUCAGUAGACAAGCUGCGCUCCUGCCAAGGCAUGUACGAGACGAUGGAGAAACUAAGGAACCUGCCUGUUGAUACCAUGCAAGAGAACUUCCUUGUCCAGGAGGUGAUUAACCUCCCGGUGACGGAAGCCCUUGUGGAGCGGGAGAACGCCACGCAGCUGAAGAAAUGGCGGGAGACGCGGGGAGAGCUGCAGUACAAGCCCUCCCGCCGGUUGCAUGGCUCGCGGGCCAUCCACGAGGAAAGCCACCGCAUGAACCCGCCCUUGAGCGCCAGUGCCAGCCUUUUGAGCCUCACCGGCCUGAGGCAGAGGGUUGCCAUUGGCAGUACCAGCGGCCCCUCCUUCUCCCCGGCGCACUCGGUGGGCUCCUUGGCCGUGUCGGCUGCCCCCACCCCGGCUCCUCCCGCCGCCCAGAGCCAGGUGGUGGUGUCCGAAGGCCUCCACCCAGCCUUGCCGUCCCCGACUGGGAACAACAUGCCGCUCGGGGGGCCCCCCAGGAAAGCGGGGGGCAGCAGCAAGGAGGAGAGGCGGAAAGAGAAGGAGCGCGAGAGGCAGGAGAAGCUGGAGAAGGAAAGGCAGAAGCAGGAGAAGGAGCGCGAGCGGAAGCUGCAGAAGGAGCGCGAGAAGCAGGAGAAGGAGCGGGAGAAGAAGCAGCAAAGGGAGCGAGCCAAAGAGGAGGCCAAGCUAAAGAAGGAGAGGAAGUUGUCGCUGAGGAAAAAGGAACCCAAGUCAGCCCCUCCGCCGCCCGCUGAGGAGGGGAAGGAGGGGGGAACCUCAGGGGCGUCCGUGGUACAAAGCACACACUUUUGAGUAGGGCUGGGGGGCCACACGGGCCCCGACGACUCCCUCCCAUCAGCCAAGGACCAAGGUGGUGGCUUCCACCCAGAGACUUGUUUUGGUAGGGGGACCCAGAGGGCGGGAGGAGCUGUGCCAAGGCGAGGGAUAGCUGCCAUGCACUGAACCACACAACUUAGGGCCGCGGUUGGGUAGUGGGAUAUUUAACGGAGGUCCAUGUUUUUACCUCCCUUUGUGUGCCUGAGGUGGAUGUGGCUCCCUACCCACUCCCCUUCGCCUCUCCUCAAUGAAUAGGGCCAAAACAAGAUGGCGGCUGUGCUCUGCGUGGCUACAGAAAAUGGCCGCCCACUGCUGUUUUUGUCGCAACCGACAGGAGCAGCUGCAUCACUCCGCUCCCCUACCGAAAGGUUGGGAAUCUUAACCAAGGAGGUAACCAUAUUAUUAAUAAUAACUCCUGACAUCCCAAUUUCAAGUACUGUAUAUAGAAUUCUCUCUCCUUAAAGCUAUUUAACCACUCCAGGCUUACAAACACCACCUCCAGAGAGGCUGGUUUUGAGAACAAGGUAUUGUCUUCCCGCCAAUAUAUUAACAAAUGUUUCUUCCAUUGUGGGUUGGCCCUUCUAACAUUGCUGUUAUUUCCCUCGGCUCCACCCCAGACUUGACUGUCUCCCAUAUAAGAAAUCCCUCCUUCCUUUGGCUACCUGGUCCCCAUGCAUGUUUACCCACAGGCUACGAUAGUUGCCUUAUUUGCUGGCGGUAUCUCUGUUCUUUGAAAGCCUCAUGGCAGGUUGAAAUUUAAUCAAGGUGGCUUUAGCCAACAUGGACCUGCAGCAAAGAGGAAAGCUGAACCUGUUGGAUUGCUCCCUCACAUACAGUGAAUUGAGACAGGAAGCCUUUCUGUGAAUGCGAAUCUGAGUGUGUGUAUGUGUAUGUGUAUUGGGGGUGGGGAGCUGGCUACCCUGCUACCCAGAAACUCAGCCAUUUGGCUGCUCCUAUGCAAAGAUUUCUUAGCAGUGGUCAGGAGGAAAAAAAAAGUUGGUGCCUAUA
This is a messenger RNA of Lacerta agilis (Sand lizard), 3623 nucleotides long. RefSeq names its product TBC1 domain family member 10B (gene TBC1D10B). The record is from RefSeq and is a predicted model, not a curated record. NCBI's taxonomy places the organism in Eukaryota, Metazoa, Chordata, Lepidosauria, Squamata, Lacertidae.